UCUUGGUGACUUUUAUUUUUCAAUAACGAUUAUUUUCGGUCCCUGCUUCAAAGAUGUUUAGCGAAGACCGAUGUCUAUAUUAAAAAACAUUCAAAAUGUAAUUAUAGCAGGUGAUAUAAAUGCGAGAACUAGUUUUAUUGUGAAAUCAAGCUCCACAUGUUUCAAAACCGGACUGGGGAAGUAUGGCUGUAAAUUUCAUUGUUCCAUUUUAAUUGUGGACUCAAAACAAAACUGUGCUUUGGAAAUAAUUACAUAUAUUUAUAUAUAUUAUAAAUGCUCUUAACUGAGUAUUGAACGAACUCGGCGAUGUCGAUGCCAAACACCGAUUUGCAAGCUAGGUUCCAUAGGCAGGAGACGGUAGGGAGGACAUUGAAAAUGCAUGCGCUAACAAAAAACAAAAUGAACUACGAAACCAUUGGCCACGCCACGUCCACCGAACUAUCGGACAGUAUCGAUCGACCGCAGCAGAAAAUCGAAAGUGCAGGCGCUAAGCGCCAAUGCCCACCGAGAAAGCAUCCGGAAAGGAAGACACGGGAGGAGAGGACCAUUGAGAAGUUUCGGAACAUUGACUUCUUUGGGCAGCGGGACUCGAACAACCUACUAACGGUCCAGAAUCUCGAGUUUCCAGACGCCAACAUCAAGCGCACCGAGCUGCACAAACGCGAUGAGUGCGGCAAGGGCGUAAUCCGUGGCAAAGGUCGCGACUUCGCCAGCUCAAGCAACUCCCAUUUUAGAGACGGCAUCGAGACGGUAAAGACGCGCAAGGAUGUUUGCUCCACCACCAGUGCAGAGCAGCAAUUCCAGAUGGCCGGCAAUGGCCAGAAGAGCGACCAGGUGCAAAAGUCUUCGGAAGGAGAGCCCGAUUCGGGGGAGCUGGUUGACUCAAUGCACGCGCCCUCCACGCGUCCACCCAACUUCAAGGGCGAAGAGUGGAGGCGCCCGUGCCCGGCCAGCUUCGUGGCCGGCGCCCCGCGACCCCGCAUUGGCCGGUGUCCGAAGAACUACGAGCAGCUGGCAAAGUUGACGCCUGCCCGCCAAAAGUUCUUCCUCACCCAGGAUCCGCGGAAGUCGCACUGCCUGGUCAAUCCGGUAGCGCUCCGCCACACUCCGCUGACGAAGGAGCAAGAGUUCAGUCUGAUUGGCAAGUUGGUUAAGCACGGGGACAAUCUGUGCGCCAGCACUGGGUCGGAGACCUCCGAUACGCACAUCUGCGAGGUGAUCGAUCUUCAGAAUCCGCUUCGACUGGACUUUCACGGCAUGGACUACAAGACGACGUACGAGCAGGACGAGAUCGAGCAGCAGAACGCGCUGACUUUCUGGCGCGUUCAGCGCUACAUGGCGCGGCGAAAGGCCAAGAAAAACACCAAGGUGAACGUCGAGGCCGAGCUGAAGGCGGAGCGGCUGGCAGUGCCGCAGCGCUACAACACAAAGAUCAAGGACACGCCCGUGGAGGAGCUGUCGCCACCUCGAUCGCCGCGCCUCGUCCACCUGUACCGCAGUCCGGACAAGCCGGCCAACAAGCUCAAAAUCGAGGAGGAGCGCAGGCGCCGGGCUGCCCGCUACAAGGACAUCUACCUGCGGAAGAAGCAGCGCGAGGAGGAACAGCUGCAGGAGCGCCGAAAGCAAGAGGCGGACGUCAAGGAGAUCGAGGGGCGGACGGUGGCCGAGGACGACCUGCGCGCCGACGUGGCGGUCAUUGAUGACGCCAUCGAGCGCAGCUUCCGCAAGCACGUGGAGCUCAGGCCCAUCAUCCGGAAGCGCAAGGUCUUUCCUAAGACCCUUACCGAAACGGAGAGGCUAAAGGCGAUCAUGCACCGCGAGGACUGUGUGCGGCGCGACAAGGCCCGAGUGACCCAGCAGUUCUUCCUGGAGCGCACUGGCAAACUGAAGUACCUUCCGGACGCGGAGCAGCAGCUGCGCUGCGACGAGAGCAUCGAGGGCAGUGUGGGCUCCACGCCCAGCGAGCAGAGCAGCGACGACGAGGACUACCUUCAGGUGGGCAAGAUUGGCGACAAGUUCCAGCUGCGUGGAUUCCACUUCAAGCACGGAGACGGCCUGCGCGGAAAGCUGCACCGCCACCAAAUUAUGCAGGGCCAGCGAACGGUGAAGGGAUGCCUCACGCGGGAGGAGUGGCUCAACCAGCUGGUGCCGCACAAGGAACCCAUUAAGCUCGACGUAGAGCGCGGCAUUAUAAAGGUUCUUGACCCCGACGACCCAAACUUGGACCUAUUUCCACCCGAGCCGUUGCUCGUGAGAAGGCGCGAACGCCAAAGUGCAGUCAAGGAAUUCAUAGAUCAGCGACUUGGCCUGCACUAUCACCGUCGACUACGCAAAAACUUGAAAAUUGUCAAACCCAAGCCAGCGUACAAUGUCAAGAAGUUCAAUCUCAUUCGGUAUGUUUUUCCCGAAAAAGUACUUGUUCCCGACGAUCGCGUGCCGGUGGAGGAGAUGGAGGUGCUCGACGCCACCAAGGUAAACACCACGCUGGAAUAUCUCGAUCUGAAGCAACAGCUGGACAAAUCCAAGCGCCACAAAAAGAAACUCGCCCGCAUGCAACUGCUCGGCCUGCCCUGCAUUGAAAAGGAGCAGCUGAGAGCGACAGAUCCUUGCCUGGAGGUCGAGGAGGAGCUGGAUGUCGACUGGGUGCCGACUCCAGAACCUCCCUACAAUGAGGGCGAGGGACACCAGCGACAGGAGGGCGGUUGCGACCGACCGGCAACGGGACUUACAAAAAUCCCCCAAUCGCCGACGCCGGGCUUCACUCGCAUCACUGGAAACUCUAGCUGUUUCCGCUUCCGUCGCGCCUCUGCUGGGCAGGAAGAUAUCCUCCCCCAACCACUGCAACCGGCACGAUGGCGCGGAAAUAUGCCGGCACCCAAGGAGAGGGAGAAGACCCUGACGAUACACCCCAGGCGAAGGCGCGAUUACGCAACUGAGCGCGUUCCAUCGGCGAUUUUCAAUGAGGUGCUUCAGAAUUCCCCACUGCCGCUCCUGGAGCAACCGGAACCAGAAAAGCUGCGUUUUGCCAAUGUUAGGACCAAAAAGCGCCCGUAUACAGAAAUAUUUGAGGCUAGACACCACCAUGACCAUUGGGCGCCGACUCAAGUAAAAAAUGUGCACGUUCAGUAUCAGCCGAAGACCGUUCUUCCCGAAAUUACGAAGGUGGCGAAAAAGGUCCGGGAACCGGUGGUCAAAUUUGAGAGGGCUAACCCGCCCAGCAGCAAAUAUGUGAACAAGGAUCUUACCAUGCCCAGCUACGACUUUGGCCAGAUGAUUUCAGAGCAUUUGUCCGCCACCCGAACUGACAAUAAAGAGGCUGCCGGCGAAAUAGUGCCCGACCUUUGCCGGCCAUACGACUUCGUUUUCCACUCGCGGGACCCCGAGGAGUUGGCUAAACUAGACUUUCCGGGCCGAAAACAGUAUUUGGAUCUACUGCGUGAGACCCGCGAGGCCAUUUACGAGACCAAGGACAUUGAGCCCGGUGAAGAGCGCCUAUUAGUGGACCGCCGCGCAGUGGUCGCGGACCUGGAGGAGGACCUUCGGAGCAUUGAGAACUGCCUUACCUCAUUGAGCAGCUCCGAGUGCACUGACCUGUCGAACGACAGCGGCAGCUACAUGGUGAUCGAGGACAAAACUAAGUUGCCCCUGGAUUAUAUACGGAAGCCACUGGUGCCUUUCGAAGAGAUGCGGCGGGCGCGCUUUCACGCGGCGGUUAUUGACGUGAAUGCCGAGGACGAGGAUCCCUACCGCAUGCUGCCUUUUUCCGGUCAGCACAAGGAGCAGGCCGAUAUGCUGGGACCCAAGGAUACGUUUUUUACCUUCAGUACUCGACUGCGAAAUAGCCUGCGCCUGCGACUGGAAGUGCCGGUGCCGGACGUCCGUAAGACGCUGCUUGGGCCCGGGAACCGCAAGUACUAUGGGGCAGUCAUCACUGAUCUCGACGAGAACUACAUUGAGGAGCUAAAGAGUCGCGCCACCAUUAAGUCCUUUAAAUUCAAAACCAGCAUUCAGUUGCUCAAGGACGCCAUGCGUCUGAAGUACGAAUCCCUGCUCAUACAAGGGCAAAUGGUGCGCACUAAGAUUUACGAUCGCAUGAACGAGCGCCACUGGGUGGACAUGAAGAACACCAAGAAUUUGUACGAGGCAUUGUUCGCCAAGUGGAAGAAGAAGGAGUACAACGCGGCCAUGACGAUGGUGUACCAGGUGAAGUCGUACUACGAGACCACCGACAAGCUCAAGCAAGAGUACCGGGACCUAGAGCGGGAGCUGAUGAUGCUCAACAUGGACAUUGUGUUUAUCGAGGGCCACUGGAUCCGAUGCAUUAUGCUGCAGAACUUCCACUAUCUGAUGGGUGACCAGGACUGGAGAUCGGAGCACGACUGGAUACAUCUGGUUCCCAAAAGUAAGCGUCGCGGGAGUCCGAAAAGCGAGGACGACGAGGAGCAAGCUGCGGAGGAAGUCGACGAGGAGGACUUGGAACUGGAGCCUUACGACGUCUCGAUCGCGAAGCGAACCAUAGUCAACAUUCGCGUUCGGGACAAGGACGAUGCCUGGGCCAUCCGCACCUUCUACUACGACGUCUACAUGCAAAAGGUCCACCCAAUCCUGCAGGUCUUCCCCGACGCAGAGUCCUUCUUGCAGGGCGUCGAGAGCCUGAAAAACAAGACCUUUAUGUUGCUUCUGGAAAUGCACUUCACGUUAUCUAUUCACACCGAGUUACAAGGCCGACAGGAGACCUUUAUCGAUUGGUGCACCAAGGACCUAAAGGAGAAGCAAGAGUACGUUGCUCGCAAGUCGGCAAAGAAAUUCUUUAUGGAAGACCGUGCCAAGGAGAUGGAGGAGCGGGUCCACCAAUAUCUUGGACGGCCCAUCGAGGAGACGAUUGCGGAUGAGGACUUUAACAAGCACCGCGCUGUAUUGGCCGAGGUAUGGCGCCGCGUGGUUCCAGACUCGGUUCGCGGCACCAGUGAUGUCUUGCCGUGUGCUGCUGACAUGGUGGCCGCCAUUAGCGAUGUGGUCAUGGAAAUUCUUUCCAAGUUUGAGCACAUGGACAUUGAGAAGGUCCGGGCCGUGGAGGCUACCCUGCGUAAAGGUCGCCGCUACAGAGAAAAGCUCUCUCACCAGGCCUAUCAGGUGGAGCGUCGCAUUGACAUGGAGAUGAAGAAGGUGCGCCGCAACCUGGAGCCGCCCUUUAAGAAGCCGAAGCGCGAGGGUCCCCUGCCGAGGCUCUACCUCAAGAAGAGGGUCAUUCCAGAGGAAAAGGAAGUGCUAGUAAUCUCUGAAAACACUAAGAACUUUGUGCGCGCCUUUAGGGAGGACGGUUACACUGGCGACCAAAUUACCCACACCUCCUUGCUGACAGUUGACAACAUGCAGGAGCAGAUCGUUCCCUUCUAUUUUGACCAUUUCCUGAAAAUCAACGGCUACACGCCCAAUUAUAACUUUAGGACUAACGUAGAUCUGCGUGACGGCCCCGAGUUCAAUCGCUUGAAAGUACGCGAAGUCCUACCAGAUGUCCUUGCCAGGCUGGAGACUUGGGAGACAAUGCACAAGAAGAUUAUGGAGGAAAACAUCCAGAGAAACCCGAAGAUGUAUGAGAAUGUUAUCUAGGGAUUCCAGUUUAAUCGUUUUACGUCCCUUUAAUAAAUUAAAUUUCAAGUUAAA
Drosophila takahashii is the source of this 5664-nucleotide messenger RNA. RefSeq lists its product as uncharacterized. The record is from RefSeq and is a predicted model, not a curated record. Lineage: Eukaryota; Metazoa; Arthropoda; Insecta; Diptera; Drosophilidae.